This is a messenger RNA of Pogona vitticeps (central bearded dragon), 5237 nucleotides long. It is a transcript of the gene IRF8, whose product is annotated as interferon regulatory factor 8. The record is from RefSeq and is a predicted model, not a curated record. NCBI's taxonomy places the organism in Eukaryota, Metazoa, Chordata, Lepidosauria, Squamata, Agamidae. Gene Ontology annotation, cellular component: nucleus. Gene Ontology annotation, molecular function: DNA-binding transcription factor activity, RNA polymerase II-specific; protein binding; RNA polymerase II cis-regulatory region sequence-specific DNA binding. Gene Ontology annotation, biological process: immune system process; regulation of transcription by RNA polymerase II.
GUUUGCCACCUGGAAAUUCCCAGAGGAGCAGCAGAACAGCGACGAAUCGCGCUUCCCCGUCAAGUUUCAGCGGCAGAUCUAAGGUGCUUUCAGCCGAAACUGAACUUUUUCCUACUCUUUCCUAGGUUGGGGCGAUCCUCGUGGCCCCCUGAUGUCUUCCCGGGUCCAAUUCUUUCGGCCCGUGCCGGUUCAGGAAGGCUGCUAAACGCAAAAGAUGGAUGGAUGGAGCUGGAGGGGAGAAAGUCGGACGCCGCUGUCAAGACCUUGGAGAAGAGCAGGAGAGAAAGAGAGAGAAGGAGCCCCAAGGGAGGAUGGCCUAUCCGGGUCGAUUCGGGCGCAUCGGAGGCACCUGAGCCGAGGCAGGCACGUGCGGAGCAAAAAAAGGAAAAGGAGAAAGGGAAAGGAGCGAUGGAACGUUGACCCGGGAAUCUGGAGCGCGCGGACUUUCACUUGCUGGAACUAUGAAUGGACGGGGGCGCGCGGGCUGAUUUCUCGGAAAACAGUGGGGCGAGAAGAAGGGGAAUCUGCCCUGGCCGCUUCCUAUUGGCCUCUCGUCUCCUCCGCACGCCUGUUUCAUUGGCCCGGGGCCCACGGGGGGGCGGGGGGUGGUGGUGAAGGUAGUAGCCCACCCAGCCUCCAGGUUCUUAUACGUACAGUAUAUAGGCAGAAGAGUUUCUUUCUAACUUUCUCCGACCUGGCAAACCGGCUCGCGCAAAGUUGAACGGCGUUGCAACCAGUCCAGAUGUGGAGGAUGUGUGACCGAAACAACGGCAGGCGGCUGAGGCAAUGGCUGAUUGAACAAAUUGACAGUGGGAUGUAUUCUGGCUUAAUCUGGGAGAACGAGGAGAAAACCAUGUUCCGUAUCCCAUGGAAACAUGCUGGGAAACAGGACUAUAAUCAAGAAGUUGACGCCUCUAUAUUCAAGGCGUGGGCCAUAUUCAAAGGGAAAUUCAAAGAAGGUGACAAAGCUGAACCGGCUACAUGGAAGACAAGGUUACGAUGUGCCCUAAAUAAGAGCCCUGACUUUGAAGAAGUGACUGACAGAUCCCAGCUGGACAUCUCAGAGCCGUACAAGGUCUACCGUAUUGUUCCAGAGGAAGAACAGAAAUGCAAGAUGGGAAUGGGUACCGGGAGCAGCCUGAAUGAAAUGACAGACAUGGACUGCAGCCCUUCGGCAAUAGAUGACUUGAUAAAAGAGCCCCCUUUAGGUGUGGAGGAAUAUCUUGGCACAAUAAAACGAAGCCCUUCGCCACUUCAGGAGAAUUGCAGAAAUCAGCCAAUACCAGACUGGUGGACGCAUCAGUCAACUCCUGCUUUGUCCCUUGCGAGCGGAUUUGCUAGUUAUGACUCUCUUCAUGCAGGGUAUUGCCAGAUGGUGAUCAACUUCUAUUAUGGAGGGAAGCUGGUGGGGAGCACUACCACCACGCGCCCGGAAGGUUGCCGGAUCUCCCUCGGUGAAUUGCCUUACCCUCUGGAAAGCCUUGAACAUGUGUGCUUCCCGUCAGCGGAUGUGAUCCUGAGUGACCGGCAAAGGCAGAUCACCAAGAAGCUCUUUGGGCAUCUGGAAAAAGGUGUCCUCCUGCAUUGCAACAAACAGGGUAUUUUCAUCAAGCGGCUGAGCCAAGGCAGGGUCUUCUGGAGUGGGAACACCAUGCUCUACAAGGACAAGCCUAACAAGCUGGACAGAGAUGAGGUGGUCAAGAUUUUUGACACGAACCACUUUCUCAGAGAGUUCCACCAGUAUUACAAUAAUCAAGGCCGUUUUCCGAAUAGCAAAGUUAUCCUCUGCUUUGGAGAGGAGUUUCCAGAUGCAACUCCUUUACGCUUCAAACUGAUCCUUGUUGAGAUUGAGCAGCUGAGCAUUCGUCAGCUGUUGGAGCAAACUGGGAAGAAUGAGGGCAACAGCCUGAUCCAUCCAGGGGGAGAAGUUCAUUAUGACCUGAUGUACAGAAACUUUCAGGAUUCCUGUGUGCCCCACCAGAGACCUGUUUUCAGAGAAAACCAGCAGAUCACUGUCUGAGACUUCUUCAUGGAUAUUUAGCCGAUGUAACAACCGAUUUUUAAAAGAGACUUAGUUGAUAUGAAUCUUGCAUCAUCCUUAUGUACUGAUUUCUUUUUGGGAAAUUGUUCUGGAUUAUGCAUGUGGAUAUAGACUUCUAUAAGUAUGUCGGGAGGUUAUUUUGUUUUCCCAUUCAGAAUUUUUACUGUAAGAGACCUGGAUUACACCUUUCCUUGGGCUUUUGAAUGCAGUCCUGUGUAAAUUGAAACCAGGGCCUGGAAAAAGUUACUUUUUGAGCAACAGCUCUCAGAAUCCUGCAGGCAAAUAUGAUAGCUGGCUGGGUCCAGGAGCUGUAGUCCAAAAUAUUUAACUUUCUUCAUUUUUAGCAUGGCCUUUGGCAUCUAAAGCAAUGGUUCCCAACCUUGGGUCCCCAUAUAUUAUCAGACUAAAACUCCUGGAAGCCUCCACUACUAGCUGUGCUAGCCAGGAUUUCUGGGAGUUGCAGCCCAAGAACAUUUGGAAACCCAAGGUUAGGAAGCACUGAUCUAUGGGAUGGAGAUUUCAUAGUGGUUCCUUCCCCGCCAGGAACAUAUUUGCUUAUAUUGGCCACAAGUACUACCAGUCCUUGGGAGUGUUGUUGUUGUGUCUAUGAUUUAUCAAGAUAAAAAAUGUAUAGAACCACUUUCUGCAACAUGGCGCCCUCCGGUUGUGUUGGAGUGACACUCACUGUUGGCAUACUUGUUGGGUGGUGAUGAGUUUCAUAGCUUUGGACAUUUGGAUGUUGUCCGGUUGAGACAGGUUGAUUUAGUGCAAACCCAUAGAUGCCUCAGUGGAAGAAUUCUGUAUACUUCACAUGAUGAAUGGUUACAGCUUACAGACAUGCAGGUAAAUCACCUGAUUUUUACACACACCACCAGUGGCAGCUAAACACAUGGGUUCUGUUGAAAUAAGCCUUGUGUCCAUGGACAAUUGAUUGGUAGCCAGCCGCCAACAACCUGAUCCUCUGAGGAUGAAGCCAUUCCUUAAUGAGAAACUCAUCAAGCGACGAAUACAUAUCAUUGAACCCGGCUGUAACUCUUCUACCACUGGAAAGAAACUGCUCUUCAAGUGCCUUAGACCUGCUUUGCCAUCUAUGUUUUCCAAAAACCGACAAGAAAAAUAUAAGACUAAGAGGUGAACUCAUUUUUCAUAGGUGGGAAUCUAAGUCUUCCCAUCCUCUUUGACAGGAGAAAACUUUGAUACCAAGGUAGCUUUGUGCCUUGUUAAGAUGCUCCAUAUGUCUAUGUAUUUUGUGUAUGUAUAGGUGGCAUAUACUUGUGCAGUGAUUUUACUUUUUAGAGGUUGACUUUUGUUUGCAUAGAAAAUAAGUGCUGUAAGUAAAUUGCUUAAAAUCUGAUUGUGAGGAAUAGCGAAGAAUACAAGACCACCUUUGGAAAAGUUAUUUGCUUGAACUGUGACUCUCAAAAGAUCUCAGCUCCUAGAAACUCCUAUUGCAUCCAGGGAACCCUGGAAGUAGUAAAAAAAAUGUUUUUUACCUUCUACUGAGUAGUUGUACAGGAUUAUUUUUUUAGCUCUUCAGGGAUUAAGGCAGAGUCAAGAGAUUUUUUCCUUAUCUGCUGCCUGAUCUUUUUGUAAGCUCAUUUCGUUUUUUUAAAACAAUGUGAAACAUAUUAUUUCUCUUGUGUUAUUUAAUGAGGAAGGUGUUCUCAGCAACUAAAAUGUUCUAAUUAUGACAACAGAAUAGAACUGUUGGAUCAGUUUUUGGGAAAAAAAAAUUCAUUUUCAGGACCACUCUUCUCAGAAACCUCCGGCAGUAUAGCCAGGGUUCUAAGGAGGAAAUACAACAAUCCAUUUUAAAGCUCAAACUAGAUGUUAAUGGAAUUGCUUACCUUCCAAUGACCAGUUUAAAAAUAAUGCACACUUAAUGCAAAAUACAGAGGUGAGGAAAAACACAAGAUAUUACAAACAGUUCUCUUUCACCGCCUGAAGGAGAACUGCUUUUAAACAAAUGUUAAGUAUAUUGCCUAAUUUGACAUUCAGUUCUCUUGUGAAUAUAUAAGGGACAGGAUGCUGAAUAUCCUGUGGGAAUAGAAGAAGUAUUUGUGAUCUGUUGAUCCUUAGAGAAAAGGCACAAAAUUCACACUAUGGCAUCAUGUUUCUUAGAUGCCAUGACAUUUUUGUCUUCUUUCUUCUUUCUUUUCUUUUUCUUAGGAAUGAGCUGUGUUAAUAUUCACAUUAAUAGGACUGUAUCAGCAUGGAGUCUAUUGGGAAGUAUCUACUUAGGAAUAUUUGAAAACCGUGACUCCUUCUUCAAAUGUGUGCAGAAUGGCCUCCCAUUCAAGUCUAUGGAGGCAAUCAUCCCAUGGGCUAAAUCCACUUCCAUUUCUAACUAGGCUUGUAACCUUAAAAUCAAUGGGAUGGAGGUUAAUAAGUCCCAUCUGCUUUAGUGGAUCUCCUCCAUUUGUGACUAAUAGUGGAUUUAUCCUCACAUGUACAGAACACUCUUGCCACUGACAUGCCUGGGCGAAUGCCGCAAAUCUUAUAUGCCAUGGAUUUUGGCUUGGACAAUCGUAGUUUUGUGCUGAGAUUGCAACAUUAAGGAAGUAUUGUGUAUGUUACCACUUGGAAUUUCAUAAGGAUAUCCCAGCCACAUUCAGAUGGGAAAGGACAGCUUCUCCGAUGCUGACCAAGAUUUUAAACUAAGCAGCUAACCUACAAAACGACAAUGACUAGCAAAAUCCCGAACCACAGGUAUCCUUUCUCUAUGCCCAGAAGUUCAUUCUGUGUAAGUAUUAGGAUUUUUGCGUCUUUGAUCCUUUGUACUAAGGACCUUAGCAUCUUUAUAUAAGAUGCCACCAAUAUAAACCUAGCAUGCUUGUGUGUUUACUGAUUUUAGCAGCGGUGUAGAUUUUUUGUUGUUGUCUUAAAAAGGCAUGUUGUCAUUUUACUGUUAGCUGAACUGUGGCUUUGACCGUGUGUGUUUCCAUGCACACGUUGCAGCUGCGUUGCUCCCCUGUGAUGCUCUCUCAUGUGCAAAGACUUCCCCAUUGAGGCCAGAAGUGAACAGCGUAACAUGUGGUCAUUAGAGUGCAUGUGGGCAUACAUAGAGCUUAGGAGCAGGAUGAGACUCUCUCUGGCCAGUUAGCUCAAUAUUUAUUUUAACUGCUCAUUUCACUUGUUUUGCGAUUGUUGGACCAAAUGCAUCUGCCAAUAAAUACGCAUGUUUUAUUUUUAAAAA